UGUUCCGUAUAUAGAGAUAGCUUGAGAACGAGAAGCAAGAAUCAGAUUCGGAGAAAAUUUUCAGGGCAGAGAAACAGAACAAUGGCGGAUCAAGAGACAGGACCCAUGGUCGGAGCGCCCCGCGACGUCGACUUCAAUGCCAACGAUCUCCAAGUCGAGAGUCUCGCUCGCUUCGCCGUCGAUGAACACAACAAGAAGGAGAAUGCGGGGCUGCAGCUCAAGAGGGUCCUCGGUGCAAAAACGCAGGUAGUGGCGGGAACGAUGCACCAUCUCACUCUCGAGGUUGCAGAAGGAGAGACCAAGAAGGUUUAUGCGGCCAAGGUUUGGGAGAAGACAUGGGAGAAUCUCAAACAGCUGGAGGAAUUCAAGCAUCUUCACGAUGUCGAGGCUUGAGCUUUUUCGCUGGGCUUUGUGCUCUGUGAAGUUCAGCUCAAGUUUGAAGAAAGUACCAUAGCUCGUUGAAUAAUGUUUCCAUCAGGUGAUCUGGGGGUGAAAUUCAGACACUUUAUCUGUUUGUAAGAUUUGAUCAUCACUCUGUUUCUGUGUGUAUGGGUGACUUCAUGUUUGUGUAUUACAACUAAAAUCCGUAUUUGAGUGCAAUGACAUACAAAAAAACCACUACAUUGCUGUGUCA
Molecule: messenger RNA, 634 nt
Organism: Tarenaya hassleriana
Lineage: Eukaryota; Viridiplantae; Streptophyta; Magnoliopsida; Brassicales; Cleomaceae
Product: cysteine proteinase inhibitor 1
Exons: 3
Coding region: 82-393 (103 amino acids)
Molecular function (GO): cysteine-type endopeptidase inhibitor activity
Source: RefSeq, a predicted model, not a curated record